UAAAACCGAUCAUUCGCAAAUCCUUUCCUUUUUCCAUGAUAUCUAGCAAUUUAGCAUCUUCCUUCGCCAUGGAGAAUUCAAAAAAUUUUGGCAUUCAGAAAGAAUUAGAACUCAAUGAAGGGUACCAAAAGACAUACAAAAAGAUGGAUGAACUGCUGCCCACUCUCCCUCGAAGUAAAGGCUGGUGGUUGGACCAGCUUCUUCGAUACCAAGCCUUCUGGUUAUCAAAUCACGGCAUCCGAGGAAGCAUGUUGAUCGAUGACCACUUCAACCCUCGUCCCACGGACAUCAUCGUCGCAACGUCCCCUAAAUGCGGCACCACGUGGCUACGAGCCCUUGUUUUCUCCAUUAUCAAUAGGAAUUCUUUUGAUUUCAAUAACCAUCCUUUGAGCAAGGCAAACCCACGAGACUUGGUCCACUUUCUCGAAGCACAUAUUCGCGGAGAUAGGUCAACUGUUUCCAUUGAUGGGCUUCUUUCACCUCGCCUUCUCUCAACUCACCUUCCUUACUCUUUGUUCCCGAAAUGCAUGACCGAUGAUGCCUCCUCAGCUUGUCGUUUCGUUUACAUCUGCCGAGACCCUAAAGAUGUUUUAGUCUCGAAGUGGCAUUUCGCUAACAAGUUGAGACCCAAAGAAUUGCCACCACUUCCACUAGAGGAAGCCUUUGAGUUGUUUUCCAACGGGGUAUCGCACUAUGGACCGUUUUGGGAUCACGUUUUGGGGUAUUGGAAAGCUAGUUUGGAGUGGCCAAAGAAGGUGUUGUGCUUGAAGUAUGAAGAUGUAAAGAAGGAGCCUUCAGGGUGUGUGAGGAAAGUGGCGGAGUUCUUGGGGGUACCCUUUUCACCGGAGGAAGAAAAGAAAGGGAUUGUGGAAGAAAUAGUGAAGUUGUGUAGUUUUGAGAGUUUGAGCAAUCAAGAUGUGAAUAAAAGUGACACCAGAAGUCGGGAAAAUCCUACGAGUAAUUCUGAUUUCUUUAGGAAAGGUGAAGUAGGAGAUUGGGUUAACCAUUUGUCACCCCAAAUGUCUGAGAUAUUGGAUAAGAUUACUGAACAAAAGUUUCAAGAUACUGGGUUUAGCUUUCAUUGACUCCCCAGUGGUAUGAUCAAGCUAUCCUCCAUGCCCAUUGUGUCGGUCCUCUAACAAUGUAGUGAGUUUUCUUUUUGAGAGCACAAUGUAUUUUAUUAUUGAACUCAAUAAUUAUUAAUUUCUCUA
Molecule: messenger RNA, 1211 nt
Organism: Gossypium raimondii (Peruvian cotton)
Lineage: Eukaryota; Viridiplantae; Streptophyta; Magnoliopsida; Malvales; Malvaceae
Product: flavonol sulfotransferase-like
Exons: 1
Coding region: 36-1085 (349 amino acids)
Biological process (GO): sulfation
Cellular component (GO): cytoplasm
Molecular function (GO): sulfotransferase activity
Source: RefSeq, a predicted model, not a curated record